AUGGUCGGCGCCCCCCUGCUAGACAUCCUAUUGCCCGAGGGCGCCGAACCAGGCGCCGACGCGGACGCGGGCGCGGCGGGGACGCCCAUCGCGGGCCCGGAGGGCAGCAGUGGCAGCAGCAGCAGCAGCAGCAGCAGCAGCAGCAGCAGCAGCAGCAGCAGCAGCAGCGCCGGCGCGGCGCCGGCCCCGUCGAUGGUCCUGGCGUCACCGGCGGUGCGAAACCUGGCGCGAGAGCUCGGGGUCGACCUGGGGACGGUGGCUGGCACCGGCCCGGGGGGCCGGGUACUAAAGGAUGACGUCAUCACGGCUUCAGAGGUGCGCGGCGCCGCAGCCGUCGCUGCACAGGCGGGGCUCGGCGCGCCUGCAGCCGCCGUCGGCGCGGGCGGCGGCGGCGGUGGCGGCACAAGCUUGGACGACGUGGCGCUGUCCCUCGGCCGCGCCGCGGCCGCGACGGCGAUGGCGGCGGCGGAGGACGCCUCGGCGGCGGCGUCCGCGCCGCUCGGCGGGCGCCCUGCAGUCAUGCGUGCUGCGGGGCCUGCGGAACCCGGGCCAACGGCGGCGGCGGCAACGGCACCAGCACGCGUGCCUCUUCGCGGCUACCGGCGAGCGAUGGAUGAGAUGGAGCUGGACGAGCUGAUGCGCGUCAGGUCGCACCUGAGGGAAGCCGCCGGGCAGCUGCUUCUGGGGGGCGGCGCAAAGCUCACGUACCUGCCGUUUGUGGUCAAGGCGUUGUCCGCCACGCUGGCGUCCCAUCCGGAGGUCAACAUGCAGAUGGCGCCAGGCGGGCGGGAGCUGCUGCAGCUGGCGGGGCAUAACGUGGGGGUGGCCAUGGCGACGGGCGGGGGGCUGGUGGUGCCGAAUGUCAAGGCGGUCGAGUCCAAGACCAUCCCAGAGAUCGCGCUUGAGUUGGCACGCCUGCAGCAGCUGGCGGCAGCGGGCAAGCUCGCGCCCCACGACCUCGGGGGAGGCAGCAUCACCAUAUCCAACAUAGGCACCAUCGGCGGCGUCUACGCCACCCCCAUGCUCAACGCGCCCGAGGCAGCCAUCCUCGCCCUGGGCCGCGUGCGGCCGCUACCGCGAUACGACCCCGGGACGGGCGCCCUGGCGCGGCGCCAUGUGAUGGGCUUCUCCUUUGGCGCAGACCACAGGGUCGUGGACGGCGCCGCUGUGGCGGCGUUUGCAAACACGUUCAAGCGGCUCAUGGAGGAGCCCUCGCAGCUGCUCAUGCACCUGCGGUAG
Messenger RNA from Monoraphidium neglectum, 1239 nucleotides. RefSeq names its product 2-oxoisovalerate dehydrogenase E2 component (dihydrolipoyl transacylase). The record is from RefSeq and is a predicted model, not a curated record. NCBI's taxonomy places the organism in Eukaryota, Viridiplantae, Chlorophyta, Chlorophyceae, Sphaeropleales, Selenastraceae. The transcript is spliced from 5 exons. The coding region runs from base 1 to 1239 and encodes 412 amino acids. Gene Ontology annotation, cellular component: cytoplasm; mitochondrion. Gene Ontology annotation, molecular function: acetyltransferase activity; lipoic acid binding.